AUGGUCAACAAAGCGGUUCGAGUGACGAAAGCCAACGGCGCCGUGGUCGAGACGCAGUCCAAACCGUUCUCAGCCUCGGACAUGGAUGCGGACGAGGUGCUUAUCAAGAACGUAGCGGUGGCUUGCAAUCCGAAAGACUGGAAGCUCGCCGCGUAUGGAUUGUUCGAGGGGAUCGAGGGCAACGAUGUUGCUGGCUACGUCGAAGCCGUUGGGUCAGAUGUCAAGGACCUCACCAAGGAUGAUGGGGUAAUCGCACUCACCCGCGCCGCCAAGGCCGACAAGUACGGUGCGUAUCAAGCCUACACCGUCGCGCCCGCGUGGACGACUGCCAAGCUGGCCGACUCGAUCAGCUUUGAAGAUGGCGCAACUGUCCCGCUCGCUGCCACCACGGCCUUUGUGGGCUUGUUCGACAAGCUCGGUCUUCCCGAGCCUUCACCCGCCGGCCGACCUUCCGCCGACGCCGACAAGGUCAACCUGCUCGUCUGGGGUGCUAGCUCCUCCGUCGGCGCAUACGUUGUGCAGCUCGCCCGGAUCGCUGGGUUCAACAUCGUCGCUGUGGCCGGUGCCGCACAGGACGCUGUGAAGUCCCUUGGCGUCGAGGGUAGUAAGAUCGUCGACUACCGCGCUGACCGCACCACCGUCAUUGCCAACAUCAACGCCGCUGCUGGCGCGCCCAUCACCCAUGUCUACGACGCAAUCUCCACCAAGGACACUGUCGAUACGAUCGUCUCACUGCUUUCUAGCGCUCCGAACAAAGGCGGCAAGCUCACUACGCUCCUCGCCACCGCAUAUGACGACGAGACGGAAAACCAAAAGCUGCAGCGCGAGAAAGGUAUUGUAUACAACAGAACCAUAGGCUCAGUCGUACACCACGACAAGAAGGAGUUUGGGGAGAGGUGGUUCAAGCUGGUCGCAAAAUGGCUGGGUGAAGGCAAGAUGAAGCCGAACAAGGUGCAGAUCUUGGAGGGUGGUCUGGACGGCGUACCGGGUGGAUUGAAGUUGUUGCAGGAGAACAAGGUCAGCGGUGCCAAGCUUGUUGCUCGCAUUGCCGACACAAAGUCUUGA
Molecule: messenger RNA, 1065 nt
Organism: Kalmanozyma brasiliensis GHG001
Lineage: Eukaryota; Fungi; Basidiomycota; Ustilaginomycetes; Ustilaginales
Product: Polyketide synthase, enoylreductase
Exons: 3
Coding region: 1-1065 (354 amino acids)
Molecular function (GO): oxidoreductase activity, acting on NAD(P)H
Source: RefSeq, a predicted model, not a curated record